UGAUGGGCGGCCACUCUCCAAGAGCAGCCAAGUUGAGGAUAAAAUGUGGAUAAGUGAUGCUUUAGCGGCUUUGGUGCAAGAAUCCCGAAAGAAGAAAGACCCACUCUCUCUCUCUCUCUCUCUCUUGCUUUCUCUCUUUUUCCUCAAACGAAGUGAAGCGACCACAUCACAUCUUUUGAUUUAUGUCAUAUGGCAACCAGCGACAGACACCACCACCACCACCACCACUUCUCCACCUGAGUUCUGCAACUGAAGGAGGACUUUUCUUCUUGCUGCUGAAGUUUUUUCUCCCAGCCAGAUCUCUGUCAGGAUCUCAAGAAGCAGGGCUGCAUUCCAAUUCAUUAAAGCUAACACUGUAGAAGAAGAAGAAGAGUCUUGCUGCGCUGGCCACUGAGUUUGAGAGGAAUCGACACCACCAUCACCAUCACCAUCACCAUCUCCAGGAUGAGGCAUGUAUCUCUGAGGGGCGUGUCCCUGCUCCUGCUGCUCCAGACCGCCACCUCCAUGGUGAUGCUUCCGAACUCCACGGGCUGGGAGCAGAUCCUGGACAAGUAUCUGGACGAGGAGGGGGAUUGGUGGGAGGCCAAGCAGAGGGGGAAGAGGGCCAUCACCGACGGCGAUGCUCAGCUCAUCCUUGACCUUCACAACAAGCUCCGAGGCCAGGUUUAUCCUCCUUCGUCCAACAUGGAGCACAUGGUGUGGGACACAGAGUUGGAGCGUACGGCAGAGGAGUGGGCAGAGACCUGUCUGUGGGAGCACGGACCUGCCGGUUUACUGCCACAGAUCGGACAGAACCUGGGAGCACACUGGGGAAGGUAUCGUCCACCCACGUUCCAUGUGCAGGCCUGGUAUGAUGAAGUGAAAGACUACUCCUUCCCGUACCCUCAGGAGUGUAACCCCUAUUGCCCCUUCAGAUGCUCUGGCCCAGUUUGUACUCAUUACACACAGCUGGUAUGGGCCACCAGCAGUCGGAUUGGCUGUGCCGUCAACAUGUGUUACAACAUGAAUGUGUGGGGACAGAUUUGGGCUAAAGCCGUCUAUCUUGUCUGCAACUAUUCACCAAAGGGAAACUGGUGGGGCCAUUCGCCUUAUAAACAUGGGACCCCAUGCUCUGCCUGUCCUCCCAGCUAUGGAGGAAGCUGCAAGGACAACCUCUGCUACAAAGAUGACAGCUCCUACCCUCCACAAGAGGAAACGGAAGAAAACAACUUCAUCGAGCCGGAGGCCCCCCGCACUCCACAGAAGCCCUGGUCUAGGGCCUCCAAGCCUGAUCCUCCCAGUCUCCCCGCCCCGGCCCCCACCAAGCCCCCCACAGAGGACCUGCAGAAGAAUGAAGUGGUCAACACACAGCAGAUGUCUCAGCUUGUGACCUGUGACACUAAGCUUCGAGAUCAGUGUAAAGGAACACCAUGUAAUAGAUACGAGUGUCCAGCUGGGUGCCUAGACCGAACAGGAAAAGUAGUUGGGACUGUACACUAUGAAAUGCAAUCAAGUGUGUGCAGAGCUGGUCUACAUGCCGGUGUCAUAGAUAAUGAUGGAGGAUGGAUGGAUGUAACAAGACAAGGCAGAAAGGACUUUUUCAUCAAAUCCAACAAGAACGGAGUCCAGGCUCUUGGAAAAUAUCUAAGUGCUAAUUCCUUCACAGUUUCCAGAGUAGCAGUCAAAGCCAUCACAUGUGAAACCACAGUCGCACAGAUGUGUUCGUACCAAAAGCCUGCAAAGCAUUGUCCAAGGUUGUACUGCCCGAGAAACUGCUUAGGAGAGAAUCCUCACAUAUCCAGAGUAAUCGGCACCAGAAUAUACUCUGAUAAGUCCAGUAUAUGCCGAGCAGCGGUCCACUCUGGAGUAAUCAGGAAUGACGUGGGUGGUUACAUCGAUGUGAUGCCAGUGGACAAGCGGAAACACUAUAUUGCCUCAUUCCAAAAUGGCAUUUUCUCAGAGAGCCUUCAAAACCCUCCUGGAGGGAAGGCGUUUCGGGUGUUUGCUGUGAUUUGAGUGCCCCGGAGGGCGGCUUCACCAAACAGAAAGCACACUCGGGCUGUUGAAUAGGCGGUAAUCAAGCCCUGUUGUCAAACUGAAUGACUGAAAUGUUUCUGGCUUUGCUACACUCCGGGGGUUAGAGGUCGUCUCCAUGGCAGCGUAAACCCAGCAACAAAAACUUGACACAUACACAAUGAGAAACUGUCACUACUCACUCGCGUUGAGCUUUCAAUUUAUCAUCCUUAGCAGGAAAUUUCUGUAAAUAUCUGAAUAUUUUGCUGUACAUAUUUGUAAAUAGCAUUACACUUGUGUCUUUGUGCCAUUACCUUGCCCUCUUAACAAAUAGCUGUGUAUGAAUACUAAUUAUAGAAAUCCUAUGACAUAACAUUAUAAUGGCACUUAAGGAUCAUUUUUAUUGUAAUAAGUCUGGCACAUUUUUACUGGUGCUCUGGAGAGGUUUCUUGACAUAUUUUGUACUUUUUUAAUGAUGGGGGAACAAAUUGUCAUGCAUUUAUUUUUAUAUGAUUAUGCUUUAUAUCAAUAUGAUUUAUAAAGGAUGCUGCUAUAUGUUUUUUUUUUGUAUUAUUAUUGUAUUUGCCAGUGUGAUGGUUUUUGUUUGUUUGGUUAUUUUUUUCCAUAUAAUGUGGUUUAGUUAAAACUCCCUGCAGGUCGGGAAGUACAUUCAUUCCUCAGAGUUGUUAUCCUCUAAAAAAAAACAUAUGUGCCAUUUUAUUGGAUGUCGCAAAAUAUAAAAUAUGAAAAUAUCAUGUUUUCAGGUCAUAUCUAUCCAUCUUCCUUUGACAUAGAUAAACAGAGGCAAUACUAUGCAACAGUUUUGUAGGGGAAUGGCAAUUUUUAAUCAACAGAUAUAUUUGCUCAUAUCUUUUACCAGCUCUCAGCUUUCUUUUAAGCUGCAAUCAAUAUAAUUUGCAAUUCAUUGCAUUUUGUCACUGUUUCUUUGUGCAUUACAUAUUUUUUCCUACCUCAGGUUGUUAGGAAAAGUCCAUUUUGCAAUAAAAUAUUACAACCAC
This is a messenger RNA of Sebastes umbrosus (honeycomb rockfish), 3011 nucleotides long. RefSeq names its product cysteine-rich secretory protein LCCL domain containing 1a (gene crispld1a). The coding region runs from base 445 to 1995 and encodes 516 amino acids. Lineage: Eukaryota; Metazoa; Chordata; Actinopteri; Perciformes; Sebastidae. The transcript is spliced from 15 exons. The record is from RefSeq and is a predicted model, not a curated record. Gene Ontology annotation, cellular component: extracellular region.